AUGAACCAAGAAUUAGCAAAUAACCAAGCAAUAUUAACCGAAGAACCUUCAACUACUCCACUAGAAACUGGUCUCAACCAAAAAUUUUUUAAAGAAGUAAUUGAAAGUAGUCAACUUUCUGAAGAAAAAGAUAAGUCUAAAAUCCAAACUUAUGAAGAAUUAGGACAAAAACCAAAUGAAGUCCAAACAAAGUUUAAUAAUUUAGAGGAAGAAUAUAACACUUUUAAACAAAAAAGCGAAGAGCAAAUUCAAGAACUAACUAAUCGAAGCGAGCAAGCCGAAAAUAAACUAAAAGAACCAGAUAUUGCGAUUACUGAACAACAAUUUUUAGAUGAUUAUGCUAAGCGAGAAAAAAAAACCCAAAGUAAAUUAAAGGAGGAAGAAUUAACUAAAGAAAAAGAGAAGGUGAAAAACCUUGCGGAAAAAAACAGAAAGUUAUUUUUUGCUGUUAAUAGUUAUUUAAAAGCCAUCAGAACUAAAAAAUAUACUUUGAUGAAACCAGUUAAAACUAUUAAACAAGCUCGAGAGGCGAUUGCUGAAUUGUUAGAAGAAACCGAAAGAGGAUGA
Messenger RNA from Funneliformis geosporum, 567 nucleotides. The record is from the annotation of a GenBank genome assembly. Lineage: Eukaryota; Fungi; Glomeromycota; Glomeromycetes; Glomerales; Glomeraceae.